AUGAAAAGAACUGAGAGCGGGGAAAUUCAAAAACUCACGGAAGAUGUUGUUAUUCUUUCAAAUUAUUUAGAACUUGUAGUCAAACCCGUUGCAACGAUUGAUGGAGGAUAUGCAAUCAUUUAUGCUAAUACCACGAAAACUCCCUUAAAUGAUCCUUUCCUUCCGCAGGGAGGUAUCUACGCCAUGUUCUUAACAUAUGGUCAAAGCUAUACACGACAACCUGUUGUCAUUUAUCAAACUCAAAUUUCAAACCUGUCAUUCACUGGGCUUAAUUGCGAUAUCGCUUACGUAGGAUUCGGACAAAUUUGUAUUUUAACUGGAUUUUAUAUAGACCAACCAGCUCCAAACACAUUUUUUAUUAGAGUUGAUUUCCUUUCAUCGGGAACAUUAUAUAACGUUCAAUCAUUAAAUGCGACAGCAGUGGGAGUGACCGAAUAUAAACUUAGGGCUCUGAGAUACGGAGGUUAUAUAUUAAUGGGGAUAAAGGAACAAACCACAACAAAUGAUGCCGCCCAACGUUCUAUGUAUG
Messenger RNA from Funneliformis mosseae, 529 nucleotides. Lineage: Eukaryota; Fungi; Glomeromycota; Glomeromycetes; Glomerales; Glomeraceae. The record is from the annotation of a GenBank genome assembly.